This is a messenger RNA of Lobosporangium transversale, 1295 nucleotides long. RefSeq lists its product as hypothetical. The record is from RefSeq and is a predicted model, not a curated record. Gene Ontology annotation, biological process: transmembrane transport. The transcript has 3 exons. Bases 60 to 1295 code for a protein of 411 amino acids. Gene Ontology annotation, molecular function: transmembrane transporter activity. NCBI's taxonomy places the organism in Eukaryota, Fungi, Mortierellomycota, Mortierellomycetes, Mortierellales, Mortierellaceae.
CUCAAGGUCCAUUCGUCACCGCGAUCCGAUCAAGUCAGCAAGCCGAGUUGACGGAAGCAAUGACAGAGAUUCUGUUGCAACAGGACCUAUUGAUUCGGCUCUGUAAGAGCCUAAUCUGGUAUGGAGCCCCAUCUCAUCGAAUCGAACUAGCUAUGGAGGCCAUGUGCAGAACCUUUGAGCUCGAUGGGUCGUUUGCGUUCUUACCUGGGCUGAUGAUGAUCUCCUUUGGAGAUUCAGAUACACAUCUAAUCAAAUGCACUCAAGGAUUUGAUAUGAACCGGUUAGCUAAAGUGCACAAGGCUACCCGGGCAUUGAUGUACGACGAUUUGACACCAGCGGAAGGUUUAACCAUACUCAAAGCCAUCAAUAAUGAGAAACCCAUUUACAACAUGUGGGUGACGAUAAUUUCAUUUGCUGGGUCCAGUGGAUUUAUUGCUCCAUUAAUCUUCAAGGGUAGUUGGAUGGACAUGUUGGUCAGCAUGAUCCUAGGCGUGAUUGUCGGCUUAAUGACCCUUCUAGUCAACCGUUAUUCGAUCUACUCGAGCGUAUUUGAAGUCAGCAUCAGUGUCUUAAUUGCAUUCGUGGCUAAGGCUCUAAGAAGCUACGUUUGCUUCACAGGCGUGGUCCUCAGUGCGAUUGUUCAGCUUCUGCCAGGCUUAUCGCUCACGACCGCGAUCAUGGAAUUAUCCUCCAGAUUUAUGAUUACGGGAUCUGCGAGGAUGUUUUAUAGUCUGAUCUACUGUCUCUUUUUGGGAUUCGGUCUCUCGAUUGGGUCGAAUCUUUGGGAUGUUUUCCAAGAGCCUCCGUCUGAGGAUUUAAAGAUGGGGCAUUGUAUCCCAGCGAACGAACCCUGGCGAUGGAUCUUGUUCCCACUCAUGGCCAUUUCAUUUAAUAUCCAGCUCUAUGCGAGCCCACGCCAGUGGCCCGCCAUGCUCAUCUGUAGCUCUGUCGGCUAUGCGAUUAGUGAGGUUGGAGGCAUACAUUGGCCUCGGUCCCUUCAUAUCGCUGCGGCUAUGAGUGCAUUUGUGGUGGGCCUUUUGGGUAAUAUUUAUGAGCGGAUCACUCAUGAGCUUGCCUUUGUGCCGAUAUUGGGUGCCAUUCUUUUGAUUGUUCCUGGAGGAAUGGGCGUCCGCUCAACACUAUUGCUCUUGGACGAGUCAGGGCACGCAUCUCAGGGGAGUGCGUUUGCUUUGCAGAUGAUCAUGGUCGCUCUUGGAAUCGCCAUUGGGCUCUUUGCUGCCACUCUUGUUGUUUAUCCUCUUGGUAAAAAGCGAAACACUCUUUUAACGUUCUAA